AUGGCAAUUCUUCAACCCAAAAUUCCAUUGUGUCUUCACUCCCAGCAUUUCCAUUUCCCUCUGGAUCACUCUCCUACUGCAGCACCUUUUCAUUGCACCCCCUUCAAAUCAGCAAGAAAACCACUCAAGCUCACUUGCUCAUCCAACAGCCAAGAUGAUUAUCUGAUAGAUGCUCCUGUUUCUGCUGGAGAUGGAUUUUCGUUCACUGGAGGGAAAUAUUCAGAUGGGCCUAGCCCGUCUGAUGAAUGGUUUAAGCUAGGAAAGACUGUGAAAGCUCAUCCUGUUUCUGGCUCUGGAGACAAGGCAAAAGAUCCUAUAUUUGGACUUAAAAUGGGUUCUGGUUCUCAGGCCUCAAAUGAUCUUUUCAGAUGGUUUUGCGUCGAAAGUGGAAAUGCUGAUAAUCCUACUGUUAUAUUAAUUCAUGGUUUCCCUUCACAGGCAUAUUCAUACCGCAAAGUUCUUCCCACACUGUCCAAAAACUAUCAUGCCAUUGCUUUUGAUUGGGUAGGAUUUGGAUUUUCAGAUAAGCCUCAACCCAGAUAUGGAUUUGACUACACUAUGGAUGAAUAUGUGGCAUCCUUGGAGUCCUUAAUCAGUGAAAUUGCCACUGAGAAGGUAUCACUUGUUGUGCAGGGCUACUUUUCGCCAAUUGCUGUUAAAUAUGCUAGCAAUCAUCAGGGAACGCUUAAUGAUCUAAUACUCCUCAAUCCCCCACUAACUGCAACACAUGCCAAUCUUCCAUCAGCCUUGUCCAUAUUCAGCAACUUCUUGCUGGGUGAAAUCUUUUGUCAGGAUCCUUUAAGGGCCAGUGACAAAACCUUGACCAGCUCUGGACCCUAUAAAAUGAAAGAAGAUGAUGCAAUGGUGUAUAGAAGACCUUAUCUCACAUCUGGGUCUUCAGGGUUUGCAUUGAAUGCGAUUAGUAAGGCCAUGAAGAAGGACCUAAAGGCCUAUGUGGACGAAACAAGGAAAACACUCUUGGACGAAAAUUGGAAAGUUAAAACCACAGUGUGUUGGGGCCUGAGAGAUCGUUGGUUGAGCUAUGAUGGAGUUGAAGACUUCUUGAACAAUUCCAAACAUAAACUAAUUGAGCUUCCAAUGGUAGAAACUCUCCUCUUCUCUGCAAAAGCUCAAAAUUUAUUCUCUUUGGAGAGGAAGCAGCAGCAUAUUUGUUACCACUGA
Molecule: messenger RNA, 1182 nt
Organism: Dovyalis caffra
Lineage: Eukaryota; Viridiplantae; Streptophyta; Magnoliopsida; Malpighiales; Salicaceae
Source: the annotation of a GenBank genome assembly